AUGUGUUUUGGUUCCCGAAAGCUUGUCCCACCAGGUGCCUCGCCGCCGCAGUCUGAUCGACAAAGGUAUCACUAUGAUUACUGUGAAAUGCCUUUCAACCCACUCCCUUCAGGGUACACCUUCAACCCCUACGUCUCUUCACUUCAGCCAGCUCAAGUCUAUCUUGUAGGUGUGUUCUUGUCCCAGAUAGUCAACUUCACUACUCGACCACAAUCGUGGAAUCCCUUCGACCCCCUUCCCACAAUUUCAGCCCUGGUAUUCCCGCAUUGGGUUCUUCAAGAAGUUCGAUCUGAAGUCUUCAACUCGCUGCCACCCGAUCUGUUCAAUCCGGAUGGUGUCACUCUACUCCUACAGUGUCCUCCAGAGUUUGUCGAACAGCUGCAUCAACAAGCCCAAAAUAUGAAUCAGACUUAUUCUGAGGUGAUGUACUUCGGAUGGGGACGCAUGCCGAUCUCAGAGAGCCCCUGA
Kwoniella mangroviensis CBS 8507 is the source of this 468-nucleotide messenger RNA. RefSeq lists its product as uncharacterized. The record is from RefSeq and is a predicted model, not a curated record. NCBI's taxonomy places the organism in Eukaryota, Fungi, Basidiomycota, Tremellomycetes, Tremellales, Cryptococcaceae. The transcript has 2 exons. The coding region runs from base 1 to 468 and encodes 155 amino acids.